Molecule: messenger RNA, 3388 nt
Organism: Plectropomus leopardus (leopard coralgrouper)
Lineage: Eukaryota; Metazoa; Chordata; Actinopteri; Perciformes; Serranidae
Product: fibrinogen-like protein 1
Biological process (GO): fibrinolysis; positive regulation of heterotypic cell-cell adhesion; blood coagulation, common pathway
Cellular component (GO): fibrinogen complex
Molecular function (GO): extracellular matrix structural constituent; protein-macromolecule adaptor activity
Source: RefSeq, a predicted model, not a curated record
UGUUAGUGGGAGUGUGCCUCUGCAGAAUCCUGAUGACUGGUGUUUAUAGAGGAAUUCCUGUCCUCUCGGUCCUAUUGAAUGUCAAGUCUUUAUGGCCUCUUUGGAACUCGCGUUUGUAAACACACAAACACUGCCACACAAAAGGACGUGAGUGAGAAAAUGGUGCACAGCAGGAAAGGAGCCACAUACUUUAAGCAUCUGCUGCAUUUUCAUCUCUGCAAACAUUGCCGCGUAUGCACAUUGAUGGGCGAGAGGAGGUUAAAGUCUGUUCAGAAUGGGUAUGGGGUUCUCAAAAGGAUAGUGACUCUAGCAUGAACAUACAGCAUGUGAGACAGGAAUAAUUGCAAAGGCAGGCGAAGAGCUCAUCCACAGCAUUAUAAAAGAUCCAUUAAUCUGUGAGAGAUGGUUUGUUACCCUGCGUGUGUGUGUGUGUGUGUGUGUGUCUGUCUGUCUGUCUGUAUGCAAACGUGUGGCUGUGUGAGAGUCUAAGAGAGAGAGAAUGAGAUGAGUUAAGGAGAUGGACAGCGUGUGUGUGUGUGUGUGUGUGUGUGUGUGUGUGUGUGUGUGUGUGCGCACGCAUCAGGGGGUGGGUGCAUUAGUCCGUGUCAGACAGCAAAGAGUGCCGCAGUUAUCUAGGAAUCUGAGCCAAAGCAACCUCACUAACAGACAGAGAGCAGGAGAAAGAGGAGGACCGUCAGUGAGAUGAACUGAGAAAAAAAGAAGAGGAAGAAGACCAUGAAAGAAGCUCAAAGGGUAGAAAAUAAUAGAAAAAUCUAAAACAAAAAAGGGCAAGUCAGCGAUUAUUUUCCACUUGAAGAGGCAGUUGAGAUAUAGCAAAAGUGAAGUGAUAGUUUUUCUGAGAAUCAACAACUUACAGCUCGGAGAAAGAAGGUUUUUCCUCUGGAGGAGAAGGUGGACCACUGCUCAAGAGUUUAAUACAAAGGUCAAGACAAGCCUGCAUUUCUGCACUUUCCCAUGAUUCCACUCAGUUCUCUCAGUUUGCUUCCUCUGUUGUCGCUGUAUGUGGGAGCACUGCUGUCCUCGCAUGCAUCUCCGGCCUGCAAAAACCCUCCCUGCAGGGACAGUCUGGUGGCUGCUCCCAUCCAGCCUGGGACAGGAGCAGGAAUGGGUACCGGAGCCUGUGAGGGUCAAACUGGGACAGCAGCCUGCAGGAUGGGGGUUUCACUUCCAGCCAUCUCAGAUGCUCCUCGGAGGGUGGAGCCCAGGCAUGAUUUCCCCCAGGUUCAGCAGAAGACUGGAGGUGUCAAGGAGCGUCUCGUUCAGCUGCAGCGCUGCAUGCGCUCUCUCCAGGAAACAGGGGGCCCUUGGAGUCACGGGGGCCAGGAGAACAACUCCCUAGGGACCAUCUUGGCACUAAUGGCAGCUGUGCUGACAGAGUGUGACCUCCACUGUCACAGCCAGGCCCUUGGGGCGAUGGCCAAACGACUGGAGAGUGCAGCUGUGGGAAGAGAGGGGGAAAGAGACCUGCUGCUUUUCCUAAAAAGCAUCACACAACAUCCACCUACAGUAGCCCCGUUGGAAAGGUUACAUCCUCAGGACUGUGCAGAGAUUUACAGGCUCGGGAUCAAAGAGAAUGGAAUCUACACCAUCCAGCCUGACCUGCACGGGCCAGCAUUGGAGGCUAAAUGUGACAUGGAGACGGCAGGCGGUGGGUGGACAGUGAUCCAGAAUCGACGGGACGGCUCACUGGACUUCAACAGGACAUGGCAGGAAUACCAGGAGGGCUUUGGUGGUCCGCAGGGAGAGCACUGGCUGGGGAACGCAGCGCUGCACGCCCUCACCUCCACUGGCCAACACCAACUCCGCAUUGAGCUGGAGGACUGGCACCAGCAGAAACGACAAGCUACCUACAACAACUUCAAAGUUGCCUCAGAGGCACAGAGGUAUCGUUUAACAGCUCGGGAGUACUCUGGUGAUGCAGGCAACUCAUUGAGCUACAGCAAACGUUACAACCAUGAUGGCAGAUCCUUCAGCACGGCAGACAGAGACAACGACCGUUACGCAGCUGGAAACUGUGGUCACUACUAUGGUGCAGGCUGGUGGUUCGAUGCCUGCCUGGCCGCUAACCUGAAUGGACGGUAUUACCGUGGACGCUACAGUGGGGUGACCAACGGCAUCUACUGGGGGACAUGGUACAUCCUGACAGACGGACGAACUGGAGAACGCUACUCCUUCAAGAGGGUGGAGAUGAAGACAAGACCCAAGAACUUUGUGGGAACAUCCUAAAGAUGUUGACAACUGUCGCGGAUAAUCACGUAAACCCAAGUUUUGUUUGUUUAGUCACUGUGUGGACAUAACUACACUUAGAGCAGCUUUCAUGUCACAUCAGUUACAUGCAGAUGGCAGCUAAUAGAUCAAAGAAAGAAAUAUGCAAAAAUUAAUGUCUCAAUAUUCACUAACUAUUUGAGGCUACACUCAACAUUACUAUAUUCUUUGGGGAUUUCUCUACAUUGGCCAAGAUGUUUUGAAAGGACUACAUAUUUAAAACACUUUGCAAUUUCAAAAAACAUUUAAGCACAUUAACAGAAAAUACAAAUUCUAAAGCCAGAAACUGAAAAUGAUAUACAACUCUUAAAUUUCUGUUGAGUGACACUUCUCAAAAGGAUUGAGCAGUCGACCUACCAUAAAUCAGCCUUGACAUCACAAUGUUUCCAUACAACGUAUACUCUUACAACAGUUUGUAUGAUAUCUUACGAAUUAGUGCCCCACAAAUGCAGUUACGUCCUUACCAUAAAAGUAUGUAAUUGACGUAAAGUUACGACGGUUAGAUUUAGGCAAAAGAAACAUGGUGAUGAUUAAAAUUCACUCCUUCACAUCUGCCUCCUUAUUGGGCUGCUCGGGAUCACCACCUACUUUACUGCCGUCAGCACAUUGGUCAAGUGAUCGCAGCCUUCCAAAAUACAUGGGCUAUGCAUGAAUAAGAAGCUCAUGAUUACAUGGAUUAUGCUCUGAUUUAGUGCAUUACUUUUUGUAGGAAAAUUUAAUUCAUACGAUUGACUGACGUUCGCUAAAUUACAUACUGCAUACUGCGUAGCUAGCUUCAUAAUGGCCUACAGUUAGAUGGCAUAUUACAUAAACCUGAAAAAUGAUACUGAACAUAACUUAUUUGUGAUAAUCACAUUGCGAUAGUAAUCAUAGUUAGCUGGCAAACAACAUUUCAAUUACUUCUCAAACAGGCAAGUUUUAUUGUUAACAUCUGCUGACUCUCACUUCUGUUGUGGCUUUUCCGUUAAUGUGCUUUUGUUUUUUUGAAUCUACAAAGCAUUUUAGUUGCAGUUUGUUUGAAGUCUCAGCCACCGUACUUCUCUACUACAUUUAAAGCAUUAUUCCAUAACAGUGAUACAAAUAAAUAGAUAUUGGAAAUACU